This is a messenger RNA of Ostrinia furnacalis (Asian corn borer), 2560 nucleotides long. Its product is annotated as RNA-binding protein 14. The transcript has 8 exons. Lineage: Eukaryota; Metazoa; Arthropoda; Insecta; Lepidoptera; Crambidae. The record is from RefSeq and is a predicted model, not a curated record. Bases 1 to 1518 code for a protein of 505 amino acids.
AUGUGCCGCGCGUUCCGCGAAAAAUUCGUUGACUUCAUGAAUAGGGUUGAUGACUGGGUGUCAAGCGGUAGCAGCAAGUCGUGGGGAGUGCCGGGCUCCGUGUCCAGCUACUCUGUGGGCGCGCGCUCCGUGCCAGCCUCCGCCUCUCUCUACUCCGUCACCAGCGGAGAGUCUUCCAUCUCCGUGUCAAGCUACAGCAAGUCGUGGGGAGCGCCGGGCUCCGUGUCCAGCUACUCUGUGGGCGCGCGCUCCGUGCCAGCCUCCGCCUCACUCUACUCCGUCACCAGCGGAGAAUCUUCCCUCUCCGGUAAGAGACUCCAAGUGUCAAGCGGUAGCAAGUCGUGGGGAGUGCCGGCCUCCGUGUCCAGCUACUCUGUGGGCGCGCGCUCCGUGCCAGCCUCCGCCUCGCUCUACUCCGUCACCAGCGGAGAGUCUUCCAUCUCCGUGUCAAGCGGUAGCAAGUCGUGGGGAGUGCCGGCCUCCGUGUCCAGCUACUCUGUGGGCGCGCGCUCCGUGCCAGCCUCCGCCUCGCUCUACUCCGUCACCAGCGGAGAGUCUUCCAUCUCCGUGUCAAGCUACAGCAAGUCGUGGGGAGUGCCGGGCUCCGUGUCCAGCUACUCUGUGGGCGCGCGCUCCGUGCCAGCCUCCGCCUCGCUCUACUCCGUCACCAGCGGAGAGUCUUCCCUCUCCGGAGUGUCUUCCGUAUCGUCGAACAGCGGUGGUAACGUCAUCAAUGGGUGUUCCACGAAGCUUUGUGGCGGUGCCAAGUGCGGCGGCGCUUGCCUGGGCGCGGUGCCGCGGGCGGCCGCGUCGGCGCCGCCGCGUGCGAGGCAGCCUGCCUCCAACUCGCUGAGGCGGUCACAGCACCAUAGCAUGAAGGCUAGACUCCAAGAGUACCAAGUCCACAGCUACACCGGCGGUCCCGGGUCGGCGGGCGGGGCGGCGGGCGAGCCGUCGGGGCGUCUGCCCCCCAUCAGGGAGUUCCAGCGGGAGUUCCGCGAGGGCCGUCGCGAGAGCGCCGCCGCCGCCUCCGCCUCUACUAGGAUAAGAUGUGCCCAGAAAAUAGUGACACAGCUAGAAACAUCACCACAGAAGGACAAACAGCACUUCUUCCGGCCUUUGAAACCUUCGAAUAAAGACGAUCCACCCAGAUCCAGAGAUCAAAGCAAAGAGACUGAAAGGAAAAAAGAUAACCCCAAAACAAAACCCAAGAAAGAAGAUAAGAAGAAUAAAGGCGACGAAAACACGAAACAGGAUGAAAAAAGCAAAAAGGAUGAGAGUACGGAUAAUAGGAAAAAUGAAAUAGCAGAGAGAAAGAAAGAAGAGAAACAGCGGCUUAAAGCAGAGAAGGAGGCGAAGAAAGAAGCUAAGCUUCAGGCUAAAGAGGAAGAACGACAGGCCAAACUAUUAGCAAAGGAGGAAGAGAGACAAGCCAAAUUACUCGCGAAGGAAGAAAAAAAAAAGGCUAAGAAAGAAGCGAAGCUCGCCGCGCAAGCAGAAAAAGAAAAGAAUAAAUAAGGAUCAAAUUUAAAUUUUUACAACGUAGCAACUCGUAGCCGUCUUAAAAUUAGAUUCGAAAAAUUGUUAUUAUUGAAGAAUCGUAAAAACAAUUUUAAAUAGCAAGUAUUUAACUAUUGUAGUCCACAUAUACAAAUAUUUAUUACAGUAAAUAAAUGUUAAAGUUUAUUUUUUUACUUCGAUUGGAUAAAGAUUAAUUUGUGCUUUGAUACUGAUUUACAUUUGGUUGAUUAAAAUUGUUUUAGCUUAGUGACAAUUUCUUCUUGAAGUUGUUGACUAUAUUAGGGAUGUUGUAUAUAGUUUUAUUAUCAAGUGUUAUAAUGAGAAGCAAUCUAUAGUUGUUGGGUCAUAGUUGGAACUCUACAAACUGCGAAGACUGAAAGAAUGGGAUAAUGAAAUCAUAUCGUUUUGUAAUUUACUUACUUGUUUAACACUAAAGUUAAGAGCUUCGUGCAUUCCAGCACCGCCAAAGAAUUUAUUUAUUAUGUAGGUACUCAUUUUGUCGUACUUAGUUUAUCCUUAGGUGAAGCUUUGAUUAGUAUGUAUAAUAUGUAAGUUUAAGUUGUUCACACAAUAAAUCUGAGUUAGUUCAUACUACUUUCAAGAUAUUUUAAUGAUUAAUUUGGUGAGAUGAAACAAUAUUUUUUACUACUUAACUUAAAGCAUAAUUAAAAUGAUCAGAAAUUAAAAUAUCCAGUAUCCAAUCCAAGUUAACAGUAUCUUAACAAUAUUUCAAGGUGAUUCAAGAACAUAGAAACUAUUCUAAAAUAUUUUAAACCCAUUAAGUAAAGGAUAGAAAGUAGAACCAUAUCAGGUCGCAUUUAGCAUAUGCUAGAUAAGUGUUGACAUUAAUUUUGUAAGAGUUCCAAGUGUCGGAAUUUAUUAUUGUCAAUCGUUAGAAAUUUCCUGUAAAAUAAAUAACAAUGUUACCAUAGUCUUAUUCUUUAUUUCAUCCAAAAAUUAUAUCCCAGACACAUAAUAAUAAUCUACAUUAACUGGAAAAGUUAAAAGAAUAAAAAAAUGGGGCCUAUAAUAAAACAAU